Messenger RNA from Chrysochloris asiatica (Cape golden mole), 3702 nucleotides. RefSeq names its product polymerase (RNA) mitochondrial (DNA directed) (gene POLRMT). Gene Ontology annotation, molecular function: DNA-directed RNA polymerase activity; mitochondrial promoter sequence-specific DNA binding. Gene Ontology annotation, cellular component: mitochondrial DNA-directed RNA polymerase complex. Bases 1 to 3702 code for a protein of 1233 amino acids. Lineage: Eukaryota; Metazoa; Chordata; Mammalia; Afrosoricida; Chrysochloridae. The record is from RefSeq and is a predicted model, not a curated record. Gene Ontology annotation, biological process: mitochondrial transcription. The transcript has 21 exons.
AUGUCGGCAGUGCGCUGGGGCCGCGGUGCGGCGGGGCUCGGCCGGGCCCUGGUGCCGGCGGGCCGCCCCUGGCCCCCAGUCGAGGAAGGGGCCCUCGAUAGCAUGGGGGGGCGCAGAAGGAGCUCGUCUGCCAGCCCUUGUGAGCGCGACCGCCGCAAGGAUUGGGGCCACGUGGAGCUGCUAGAGGUGCUCAAGGAACGGGUGCGACAGCUGCAGGCUGAGUCUGUGUCCGAGGUGACGGUGAAGAGGGUGGACAUGGCUCGAACCCCAGAGGGACAUGGCGGUGCCAUCCAGCUCUCCAGAAAGGCUGAGGUGUGGGCCGCUCCGGAGCUCCAUGGCCGCUGGGCAAAGAAACUGGACCAGGAGAAGCGGAUCAUGCAGAAACGCAAGCAGCGGCUUGAGGUGAAGCUGCAGGCUUCCGCGCAGAAGUUGCCCCGGGAGCGGCCCCCGCGGCCGCUGCGUGUCGAGCCACAGCUCCAGAACCGGCAGCUGGCUGGCUGCCUACAGCACUGGGCACGAGGGGGUCCUGCCAGCCCCUGGGAGGAGCCCCUGGCUCAAGUGCUACAGGAGGCCCCGCGGAAGCUGAGGCGUGAAGAGGCCCAGGCCCUGGCAGACAAGGGGUCCGAAACGCAGUUCUCAGGCCAGCGGCAGAAACUCCUGGCUUUCUUCCAGUGCUGUCUGCUCACAGACCACCUGCCCCUGGCCCACCACGUGCUGGUCACCCAGCAUGGGCACUUCCGGCGCCGGCGGCUGCUCACACUGGACAUGUACAACACCGUCAUGCUGGGCUGGGCUCGCAAGGGCUCCCUCAAAGAGUUGGUCUACAUCUUCUUCAUGGUGAAGGACGCUGGCCUCACCCCCAACCUGCUGUCCUACGCGGCUGCCCUCCAGUGCAUGGGUCGACUGGACCAGGAUGCCAACACCAUCAAAAGGUGUCUGGAUCAGAUUGCCCGGGACCAGCUGCAGUUUCAGAAGCUCUUCUCGGCUGUGCCCAUGACCGAGAAGGAUCGGGCUGCGCUCCUGAUGGCCGUGCGGAAGGUCAAACCCACCUUCAACCUGCCGCCGCGGCCCCCGCCCCAGGUCAACAAGUCACAGCUGCUCAGGGACAUCUAUACCCAGGACGGCCCUGUGGCCUACCCGAAACUGCACCUGCCGCUGAAGACGCUGGAGGACCUCUUCCAGCAGCAGCUGCGUGUUGAGAUGGCCACUACUGUCCAGGUGCAGUCCGUGGAGAAGGCCCCGCCCCUGACCAGCGAGGUCCUACUUGCGCGGGAGACACUGAGGAGUCUUCGGGCCCAGUGGGAGGUGGCGCUGGGUCAGCAGCUGCAGGAGGUCAAGGCCAACCUGGCACGCCUUUGCCGUGAAGGUCGCCCCUCGCUCUACCCGCACCUGUGUCUGCUUGGCGAGCAGGAAACGGUGCAGAUGCUACUGCAGGUACUGCAGGUGCUGCCCCCCCAGGGUGAGUCGCUCAUCUACCUAGCUCACGAACUGGGCAUGCGGGCUUUCAACCGCCACGUGGUGCAGCGGAAGCAGCGGGAGGGGCAGGUACAGGCGCUACAGCAACGCUACUCGGAGUACCUGCGUCUGCUGGCCUGCGACACCCAGGUGGAGCCGCCCUGCCUGCCGCGGCAGCACUGGGAAGCAUUGGGGGGUACCGCCCCCGAGCCCCCACCCGAACAGCCCUGGCCGCUGCCGGUGCUGCUCCAGUUGGGCAAACAGCUGGCUGAGUUACUGGUCCAGGCUGUGCGCAUGCCUCGCAACCCGGGCGCACCGGCCAGCGUGGAGCAGCUCGUCCCGGUGCUGUAUCACGUGUACUCCUUCCGCAGCUUCCGCCAGAUUGGCAUUGUGAAGCCCCACCCAGCCUUCUCGCAGCUGCUGGCGACUGCGGGGGAGCCCACACUGACCUUCGAAGCGGCCGAGGUGCCCAUGCUGUGCCCGCCACUGCCCUGGACCUCCCCGCACUCGGGCGCCUUCCUCCUGAGCCCUGCCAAGUUGAUGCGAGCUGUGGAGGGCACCUUGCAACACCAGCGGCAGUUGGAGCGCUGCCCGCCCGCCACACUGCACGGGGCCCUGGACGCCCUCUCCCAGCUGGGCAACUGCGCCUGGCGUGUCAACGGAGCCAUCCUCGACCUGGUGUUGGGGCUGUUCCACGACCAGGGCUGCUCCCGCCUGGGUGUACCUCCCCCGGUCUCCGAGGCCCCGAGGCCACCGGCCCGUCGCCCUGCGCCGGGCACCCCACCCGCGCGCCUGGCCGAACUGCGUCGGGAGGCGGCGCGUUGCCUGAAGGCGACCCGUGAACUGCGCAGCCUGCGGGCCGACGCGCUCUACCGCCUCUCACUGGCCCAGCACCUGCGGCACCACAGCGCCUUCUGGCUGCCCCACAACAUGGACUUCCGAGGCCGCACUUACCCCUGCCCACCCCACCUUAGCCACCUGGGUAGUGACCUGGCCCGAGCCCUCCUGGAGUUUGCUCAGGGCCGCCCCCUCGGCCCCUGUGGCCUAGACUGGCUCAAACUGCACGUGGUCAACCUCACCGGCCUCAAGAAGCGGGAGUCACUGCAGAUGCGCCUGGCCUUCGCUGACCAGAUGCUGGACGAGAUCCUGGACUCUGCUGACCGGCCCAUGACGGGCCGCAAGUGGUGGAUGGAGGCGGAUGAACCCUGGCAGACACUGGCCUGCUGCAUGGAGCUCGCAAGAGCCGUGCGCUCCCCGGACCCCGCUGCCUUCAUCUCCCACUUCCCUGUCCACCAGGACGGCUCCUGUAACGGCCUACAGCACUAUGCUGCCCUGGGCCGCGACAGUGUGGGCGCUGCCUCCGUCAACCUGGCGCCCUCGGACCUGCCUCAGGAUGUGUACAGUGGGGUGGCCGCACAGGUCGAGGUGUUCCGCCAGCAGGACGCCCAGCAGGGCGUGCGUGUGGCCCAGGUGCUCGAGGGCUUCGUGAGCCGGAAGGUGGUGAAGCAGACGGUGAUGACCGUGGUGUACGGGGUGACGCGCUACGGCGGGCGCCUGCAGAUUGAGAAGCGCCUCCGUGAGCUGCAUGACUUCCCCCAGGAGUUCGUGUGGGAAGCCUCCCACUACCUCGUGCGGCAGGUCUUCAACAGUCUCCAGGAGAUGUUCUCUGCCACCCGGGCCAUCCAGCACUGGCUAACAGAGAGUGCCCGCCUCAUCUCCCAUCUGGGCUCUGCUGUGGAGUGGGUCACGCCGCUGGGCAUUCCUGUCAUCCAGCCAUACCACCGCACCUCCAAGUUCCUGGUACGUGCAAUCAAUGGUGGACUCCAGAGCAUGACCUUCAACUACACCUCCGACUGCAGCCAGAGGCCCAACACACUCAAGCAGAAGAACGGCUUUCCCCCCAACUUCAUCCACUCGCUGGACUCCACCCACAUGAUGCUGACUGCGCUGCACUGCUACAGGAAGGGCCUGACCUUCGUCUCUGUCCACGAUUGCUUCUGGACCCAUGCAGCUGACGUCCCUAUCAUGAACCAGGUGUGUCGUGAGCAGUUCGUUCAUCUGCACAGCCAGCCCAUUCUGCGCGAUCUCUCCCGGUUCCUGGUGAAGCGAUUCUGCUCCACUCCCAGGACUUCCAAGUUUUCCAAGAACCUCCAGUCGCGCAAGCUCUUCCAGACGCUGCUGGCCUUGCCAGAGACAGGCACCUUCGACCUAGAGCAGGUGAAGGUUUCCAAGUACUUCUUCAGUUGA